UAAUUAAAUUUCGUUACGUCUCAAGUACAAAAUAAACUUUAUUUUUGGUAAUCGAAUGUGAAACAACCUUUUUUAAAAAAUUCUCUGUUUCGCCAAAAACAGCGCAAAAAAUUUCCCAAGUGCAAUAUUUAUUAAAAUACAAAUAUAAGCAAAAUUUUCGUAGAUGUUAAAGCCAUUAAGGGGGUCGCCACUAGCUACACCAGGAGCUACAGCCACUAGGAACAAGCAACGCACACUGGGAUUCCGCCCGAAGAGUCAUCGGGCUGUAUUGGAGACUCUUCGUCGGGGCUUAGGCGAAGCCACUGCCGUUCGUUCGAUGGGACAGGAGUUCGAGCUGGCCGAGCCGAAGGACGAAGAUCAGGUCUCCCAGAAAACCAGCUAUGUCAGCCUCACCCGGAAUCACUCCAAUGCCAUGCCGUCUUCGAUGAGUGCCAGCAGCAUGACUUUAAUGUCGAAGACCAAUGGCAACAAGACCAAUAGACUGGAAUCCGAUGUCGGAAAGGAUGAGCAGCUAAGCGAUGGCGACACUGUCGAGACGGAUGAAUACCAGAAAAUUCCAAGGAAACGGGAUCGAUUGAAGAGUCCCCCCAAUUCGGAUGCCAUUGGGGCCAAACUGAAGGAGGAGCUCUGCAAGUACAAGCAGGAGCUCAAGGAGUAUAACGAGACGACAAAGGAUCUGGAGGAGAAGUACAUGAAGAUCAACUACGAACUGAGUGAAAUGGCCCAGAAACACGACAGCUUCGUGGCCAAUCGCGGCUCUCAAAUGGAGCUGGAAAGCGAAGCGGAUCUGGACAGUUACUACAACUCGGUAUCCAGUGUGGCCUCCCAACUGACCAUCAAGCGGAAGAGUCCUCGUAUCCUGCGAAGCAAUACUAGCUUCAUGACCGUGCUGUCGGGUCAAAGCUCCUGCGACGAAAUCGGCAGGAAAAAGUAUUCAAAUGGAAGGCGCAGCCAUCCGAAGGAUCAGAGGCCCAAGUGCCAUCUAUCCUCGCAGGUUUUCGACAGCCGGAUUGUGGACACUCUGGCCAAUCGGCAGGCCAGGCGACGAAAGCGAUCCGAGGACGAUAUGGAAAAUCUAGACAGGGAUCAGACCUCUUUCAAAGACGUCUACCAUGUCCUCAAGGAUGUGAUGAACACCUCGCAGGAUCACAAAUACAAACACGAACGUGAUCGAGACCGGGAUAGAGAUCGGGAUCGAGAUAGGGACAGGGACUCUGGGGACCUUGGCCAACUCCUGACCACUAUUAAGAGUCUGAAGAGUGAGCAGCUACAGUUCCGGACGAUUAUCCGGCAGCAGCAGGACCGGAUUGCCGACUAUCACACCCGUUGUGUCAAGGCCCAGGAGAUCAUGAGCACCCAGAAGCACGAGAUCGACAAGCUGCAUGUGAACAACAAGCAGUUGGAGACGAGUAUCUACCAUGACAUCGAUUCCCUGCGUUCGAAGAUCGACAACAAGUUAAAGAACGUCUCCCAUUUGCCGCAGAUGAUGCGGGAUGAGCACUCCAAGUACGAGAAGGUGAUGCGAGAAAACUGUCUUCUUGCGGAUAAACUUCAUGCUCUUCAGCAGGAGGCCAUGCAGCUGAAGGUGAAGAUCGACGAUCUGGGACGCCGAAAACUGGUCACCAUCAAUCGACUGAAGGCGGCCGAGAGGGAUUUGAAAAUAUUCAAAAACUACAAUUCGGCUUUGAAGACGGAGAAGCGCCGACUCACGGAGGAGCUGUCCACAAUGAAGGAUCAGCUGGAGCAGCUCCAGGUGAGCAGUAAGAGGCAGUUGUCUCGCCAUCGGGAGCAGAGCGAGAAGCAGCGCCGGGAUCUUCAGAAGAAGAUCUUCGAUCUGGAAUUGAAACUGAGCAGGAGCCAGAAUUCCACGUCCAGUUUGAUCCAGGAGCGGGACAGCCUAAUCGCCGAGCUGCAGACCCAAUUGCACACCCUGGUCCACAACUUUGAGGUUUCGCAGAAACACAUACGAGUUCUCCGACGGCACAUAUACUCCAUGACGAAUUCGGGCGGUUCUGGGAUCAACAGUGGCGGCGGAUCGGCCGGAAUUGGAAGCGGAAUCGGAAUUGUAGGAGGCGGUGGUGGAGGUGGCGGCUCUUCGCGACCCAGCGAAGCUGGCCUGAUCCGGAUUAAUCAGCUGUCGCAGGGCUCCAGCACCGCACGACUCGGUAACCCCAGGACGCUGAAGGGCAAGAUCUAGUAUCUCGGGUAUUGUUCCCGAUUUUAGGCCAAGCCCGUCAGCGGUCCAGGCAACUUGAAGAUAUGCACGGUUCUGGCCUGGCGACAUCGCAGGCAAGUCCAUAUGAUCAAGUUGCUUGGAUUAUUUUUAAAGGAGUUAUCGACCCAGUGAUCCUUUCACUCAAAUGAUCAUGUAAACUUAUCCUUUUUUCUACUCUUCUGAA
Messenger RNA from Drosophila ananassae, 2399 nucleotides. RefSeq names its product keratin, type II cytoskeletal 1. NCBI's taxonomy places the organism in Eukaryota, Metazoa, Arthropoda, Insecta, Diptera, Drosophilidae. The coding region runs from base 164 to 2197 and encodes 677 amino acids. Gene Ontology annotation, cellular component: centrosome. The transcript has 2 exons. Gene Ontology annotation, biological process: regulation of cilium assembly. The record is from RefSeq and is a predicted model, not a curated record.